CUCGAUUCCUCGAUGCCACGUCAGAAGGGUUAGAAAAGACCCGAAAGUUUAGAAGGGCUGAGGUAUGGACGGACAUCGCUCUAAUUGCCACCCUGAUAGGAAACCCCGUCCAGCCUGCCUCGAGGAGCACGUAGGAAACAACAACCCGCCAUCGCAACGACAGUACCUGGACCCGCGGGAGAUAAUCGACCUCGCCUUCUUUCAGCCUCGUACUGCCUCUGAAGAUGAAGGGCUAACGCUAGAGGAGGAAGAAGAGGAGGGUGACGAGGAGGAAGAGGAAACUUCCGCAGAAUCGGGGAGUUACAGUGAAUACAGCGAGGAAGAGCGGGGCGAAGAGGAAGAAGAAGAAGAAGAAGAAGAAGAAGAAGAGGAGGAGCAGUUGGAAGAAGAGGAGGAAUCCGAGUGGGAGACGUUGGGUGAAGAGCCGGACCGUGCGGAGACUCAGCAAGAGGACCCCGAGGCGGCGCGAAGGAGAGAGGAGAUAGCAGCUGGGAAGCAGCUGCUGGAAUUCGCAAGUGGAGUGGAUCUGCCAGUCCCGAAUGACCCCGCCAAGGAUCCUGAGCCGCCCAAGAACGACGAUGGGGACCUUGCUGCCGAGACUUCGAGCGCACCGGCCCGACGACGACGAAGCCGAUCCCCCUCCCCCUCCCCCUCCCCCUCCGCCCAUCCACCAAUUCGAGCUCGUACCGAUGCGGGGCAUCGGGCUUCGUCCCCAGUCCUUAUCCCGUCGUCCUCUUGACCACCUCACCCUCCUUCAUAUCACUACGCGCAUCACCUUCC
Messenger RNA from Chara braunii, 780 nucleotides. The record is from the annotation of a GenBank genome assembly. Lineage: Eukaryota; Viridiplantae; Streptophyta; Charophyceae; Charales; Characeae.